Molecule: messenger RNA, 706 nt
Organism: Copidosoma floridanum
Lineage: Eukaryota; Metazoa; Arthropoda; Insecta; Hymenoptera; Encyrtidae
Gene: Irbp18
Product: Inverted repeat binding protein 18 kDa
Biological process (GO): regulation of transcription by RNA polymerase II; DNA-templated transcription
Molecular function (GO): RNA polymerase II cis-regulatory region sequence-specific DNA binding; DNA-binding transcription factor activity, RNA polymerase II-specific
Source: RefSeq, a predicted model, not a curated record
UCGACUUUCGAGUUCGAAUCAGUCGAAACGUCGUCAUUGUGAAGCAUUGGUGGUCAUUGCAACACGUUGGUUCUUUGGCAAGUUAUUGCGUCAUUAUAUUUUAACGUGAUUGCCAAAAUUACCGUAGAAUAUCGAUCAAUAAAUACUCAGCACGUGAACUCUUUUAGGAUAAAAAGAUUUUAAAAAUACGAGUAUUGCCUUGAGUUGUAGUUCCAAGUUAUUUGGAUUGCGACAUAUCUCGCUGUGCCAGUGCAAGAGUGUGUGUCAGAGGUAGAUGGCUCCCAAAAAUAAAGAAAAUUCCAAUAAAAAAAAGAAGCAUUUAUCCGAGGAUGAUGAUGAUGAAGACUACAGGAAACGCAGAGACAGAAAUAACCAGGCAGUCAAAAAGUCCAGAGUGAAAAGCAAGAUAAGAACACAACAAACAUUGGAUCGAGUUAAUCAGCUGAAGAAUGAAAAUGAGGUUUUGGAAGAAAAAAUCAAAAUGCUGAGCAAAGAAUUGGGAUUUCUGAAAGAUCUUUUUUUGGCGCACGCUGGUUCAAACCAACAUUCCAUGAACAUGCAAGAUAUAGAUCUGAAUGCUCUUCUUUCAGACGAAACAAGCAAAUCAGAUCCUCUUUUUAAAUCUUAAUCAACAUAAAUAUUAACAUUCCACAAGAAGGAAUGAAGGAUAUAAAUCGAGAAACUGUACAUUUUAUUUAUUAAAAUG